UACUAGGCUAUUAUUUUGCAUUUAAGAACACUAAGCUAUUAUUUUGCAUUUAGGAAUACUAAUAUUAUUUUGCAUUUAAGAAUAUUAAGUUAUUCUCUUGCAUUUAGGAAACAAGGCUAUUAUUUUGCAUUUAGGAAACUAGGCUAUUAUUUUGCAUUUAGGAAACAAGGCUAUUAUUUUGCAUUUAGGAAACUAGGCUAUUAUUUUGCAUUUAGGAACACUAAGCUAUUAUUUUGCAUUUAAGAAAACUAGUCUAUUAUUUUGUAGAAUUUUUUUUUCUUAAGAGGAAUUAAUAUACCUCUCGUGAACAAUUUUAUUUAUCAAUGAUGCGUUUUUAAUGGAUACUGUGCUAUAGGCUAUCAUCUUACCCAAUUUAUAAGUGUUUAUAAGUGGAAAAAGCUUGAUGUUCUGUACUGUUUUAGCACUUGUAGGGGAUGUGUGGCAUUUUUCAAGGUAUUUUAUUUGUAACAUUUCCAAUAAAUCAGGAUCUUCAUAUAGUUUUGUUUUACCUUUACGCAAAGUUCACUAUUACAAACUUUAAUAUAGGGGUCACGGUAAUGCCCUGGGCCCGUAUUCUACAUACCGUCAUAACUUCUUCUGACGGUCAUAGCGGAACAAAAUGGCGCAUUUCAGACAUAACUCCGUCAGAAACUCUUAUGGUCGACCAUAAACUCUUAUGGACGACCAUAAAAUUGCGCGGGACGCUGAGGUCGGGUUCACCCUGUCAUAACUCUGCUUAUGACCGUCAGAAGCGCGUCAACAUGGCAGCCCCACGUCAACACGCUCCCCAGCCUUUUCGAAGAAGAGACGUACUGAACGAGCUCAGCGAUGCUGAGCUUAUCAGGAGAUACAGACUUGACAAGGAAGGUAUUUUGUACGUCACUGAUCUUGUGAGGGAAGCCUUGUCAAGUGACACCAAGAGGAGAAACCCACUCACCCCGGAGAUGAAGGUGAUCAUCACACUGCGGUAUCUUGCCACGGGAAAAAUGCAAAUGUGUAGCAGCGACGACCUCGGCCCAUCACAGCCCAGCAUCAGCAGAGCCAUCACCCAGACCAUUGACGCCCUUGCAAACGUCAAUAUUCUCAAGCAGUUCAUCAGCUUCCCCACCACCCAAGACGUUACUGAGGCGAACAAGGCAGACUUCCUCACCAUUGCAAAUUUUCCCGGGGUUAUUGGUGUCGUUGAUGGGACACACGUAAGGAUUGUGGCACCAAAGGAGGAGGAAGACGUGUUUGUCAACCGCAAGGGAUAUCACAGUAUUAAUGUGCAGGUCAUAUUCGAUGCCAACUAUCGAAUACUGGAUAUCCUAGCGAAGUGGCCUGGCUCAGUGCAUGAUGCACGUAUUUUGAAUGGCUGUGGAGUGGCAGAAUUGUUCCAGAGAGGGCAUGUGCCACCAGGUAGUCACUUGUUGGGAGACAGUGGCUAUCCCAGCAAGCCAUGGCUCCUGACACCUUACCUGCGACCUCUGCCUGGACCUCAGUCACGCUAUAAUAGGGCCCACAAACGGACACGGAGUGUUGUGGAACGGGGAAUAGGACAGCUCAAGCGCCGCUUUCAUGUCCUACACAGCGAGGUCCGAGUAACUCCCCCGGUGAAGGUGUGCAAGCUGAUACAUGUAUGCGGCAUGCUCCACAACAUCUGCAAGGACAGGAAUAUUCCCAUUCCUCUCGAUGCGGCUCAACCUAACGCUGAAGAAGUGGAUCUUGCCAUGGCACAACCUGAAGGUGUGCAAGUUGUGCCGCCACUUCCAGCUGGUCAGCGGAAUGAAGGUCGCCUGUAUCGAGAUGAAUUCUGCAACUUGCAUUUCCACAAUGAAGACUGAAACCCGUUCCUCAGCACGACUGGACAAGUACAUGCCAAGCUGCCUCCCGUGCCCUUUCAGCUGCCUCCUGCGCCCUUGCAGCUGCCUCCUGCGCCCUUGCAGCUCCUGUGAAGGCCCGAGCACAAGCCGCCACCUCCUCUGCAGCUGCCUUCAUGGCCCGUGCAGCCUCCUCCCCAGCCUGUGCAGCUGCUGCUGUAGCUCUUGAAGCUACAGCCUCCUCCUCAGCAGCUGCCACCUUUGCUUGAGCAGCUGCUGCAUCAUCCUCAGCUGGCACCUUCCCCCAGGCACCCCCCUCAGUUUGUGGCUGCAGGGUGGGCUCAGGCACAAUUAUUACUGUUGGUGCCUCAGCACCUCCCUGACCUACAAUGAGCUGGCUCGCUGGCUCUGCUGCGUCUUCACUGCAAGUAAUGUAUAAAGUCAUGAAAUGGGUGUACAAAUGAGCAGUUAUAAACUAAUGCAGAUCUGC
Molecule: messenger RNA, 2289 nt
Organism: Eriocheir sinensis (Chinese mitten crab)
Lineage: Eukaryota; Metazoa; Arthropoda; Malacostraca; Decapoda; Varunidae
Product: putative nuclease HARBI1
Exons: 4
Coding region: 435-1823 (462 amino acids)
Source: RefSeq, a predicted model, not a curated record